AUGGAGAAGUUCACUGUGAUGUUUCACCCAUGUGAAAACAUCGACAAUUACUUGAAAAACACAUACUCAUUCUCUCCAUACUACACUCAUCAUUUUUUUAAUAAUGAUUUAAAUACCUCUGCAAUCCAAUGGGUUAGAUACGAUGUGUACUAUAUUGUCGACACAUACGAGUUGUUUAUAAAGGUAUCGGGACAGUUGUAUAUGUCAAAGGAAGAUUCUGAUAUCAGGAAGUCACUGUAUACUGUAUAUAACUCGAUUUAUUCAAAAAUUCCAGAAUAUACAUUGAUAUUAGAUGAACCGACAUUUAAGCAUUUGUUAUAUAUCCGUUCUGUUGGAACUCAGAAAUUCAUCCCUCCAGGGCGUAUUAUUGCCGAGAUUCCUCUAGAUAAUUCACUUAUUUUUCAACUAAGAUAUUGUGUGUUUCAAGAAGAAUCUAACACACCAAAUAAUUUGACUAAUGUAUCAGCGAAUCAAAAAAGUUAUUAUAAGCGUCUAUCAAGCGAAGAUUCUUAUAUUCCAGAAAUGACAGAUAAGUCAAUAUAUUUUAAAAAUACCCUGGAUAAAGAUUAUUUCGACAGCGAUUUGUACGACGAAUGUUAUAUUAAUAUCUCACACAAAGGGAAUUUUGACAACUGUUUGAUCUAUGAUAUAAUUAAAUUCAUUAAUAAGUCAAGCUCAGAUAAACAUAAAAAUACUAGAAAAUCAACCUAUGAUCGUUUAGACUUUUCAGUCCAAGAAAAUUUUAACAUACUUCAUCGAAGAUUAGAGUGGUUUUAUCAUUGGUUUAUAGAAGGUGCUUCUAAUAUUAAACCCGAUUCCAGGUGGUCGGUUUUCAUUCCUUUAAUAAUAUUAACAUACGACUCUUAUGAUCAUGAGUACAAGACUACAACUAACACUAUAUCAAAUUUACUAACAUCUAACGAGGAGUUCGAGAAAUGCAUUUUAAAUAGAUCAAAUGAUUUAAAUUCUCAAAGUAUUAGGUUAAAAAUAGUCCAACAGCCCAUAGGGACGAUAUCGGAUAUGGUACAUUUUAAAAACAAGAGGACGCAUUUAUCAAAAAAAUUAAAGCAGACAGCUAGUCAAUAUAAUGUAUCAAUAAUUGGAAUGGUUACAGCAUAUUAUUUUUUUACAUUGAACCAUGACAGACUCAGAAUAUCACAGUUUAUGAUAUUCCCUAAUUACUGGGGGAAAGGAUUCGGUUUGUGGGUAUUGGAGUUUAUAUACAGGAUGGCGAUAAUGGAUUCAAAUGUGAGAGAAAUAACUGUAGAGGAUCCUACAUCAGCAUUUCUAAUUUUGAGAUAUGUAGUUGCACUCAAGAUAUGUUUUGAGUCGAAACUAAUUGACCCCAAAAUAUUGUAUGGAAACAACAAAAGUGGUUUUGGAAUAUUAAAAUUAUUUUCCAAAGAAUCAACGAUUCCAUCCAAAGAUAAAAUAUCUUCAGUUUGUAAGGAAAGUAAGGCUUGUUCAUCUAAGCUUGUUGAGAUUCUACAACUAGCUUCAAUUCUUCCUUAUCCAAUCUCUAGUCAAAAAAUAGUCAAUCAAUAUACUAACAAAAGGCAGAAAAUAAACGAUAUAGACGUUAAGCUUAGUCUCUUUAUUCAGUCAGAUACAUACAUGGAUUACUGUGAUAAAUUGAAAAAUAAAAUAAAAUUCGAAGAAAUAAAGGGGAAUGGGAACACAAAGAAUAUAAAAAAGCUCUCGCCAGAUAAAUAUUUAAAUUCAGUAUGUCUAUAA
Theileria annulata is the source of this 1734-nucleotide messenger RNA. RefSeq lists its product as uncharacterized. Gene Ontology annotation, molecular function: histone H4 acetyltransferase activity. Gene Ontology annotation, cellular component: nucleus. The coding region runs from base 1 to 1734 and encodes 577 amino acids. NCBI's taxonomy places the organism in Eukaryota, Apicomplexa, Aconoidasida, Piroplasmida, Theileriidae. The record is from RefSeq and is a predicted model, not a curated record. Gene Ontology annotation, biological process: subtelomeric heterochromatin formation. The transcript has 4 exons.